Coregonus clupeaformis (lake whitefish) is the source of this 3950-nucleotide messenger RNA. RefSeq names its product myosin-IIIb. Gene Ontology annotation, molecular function: protein binding; ATP binding; cytoskeletal motor activity. The record is from RefSeq and is a predicted model, not a curated record. Gene Ontology annotation, cellular component: myosin complex. The transcript is spliced from 30 exons. The coding region runs from base 375 to 3686 and encodes 1103 amino acids. NCBI's taxonomy places the organism in Eukaryota, Metazoa, Chordata, Actinopteri, Salmoniformes, Salmonidae.
AAACAAAUACUAAAGUAUCGUUUUGGGGUGUUUUCCUUGAACUAUUAUACAUUUCAACUUCAACGGGGUGACGUUAGAGUUGGACGUCCCAAGGAUACCGUAUAGCAACGACCGAGAGCGAACCCUUGCUUUGCAAGCCUUUUAUAUUUCAGUACUCCCCUGGCAGUAGAGUAAACUCAGCUCAGCUACUCUGUGUGCACUGCUGUCACAGUCACCUUUUUACGACAAAACACCGCUGUCGUUUUUAGGCGCAUAGGUUGGAUUUUAAUGCCAGAAAACCAAGGAAAGUUAAUUUGUUUUUAUCAAGCUUCAGUAUAGUCCAGUACAUAUAAUAUUGCAUCCGAGUUUAUCGAAUAAAUACGAUUUAGAAAGAAAUGGAGGGGCUCUUCCACGAAGAUUUGGCAGCCUUGUCAGAUUUGGAUGAACAAAGUUUGUUGGAAUCCCUGAGUCAACGGUUCAAACAAGAUCGCAUCUAUACCUACAUUGGGGACAUCUUGGUGGCCAUAAAUCCAUUUAAAUACCUCCCUCUGUAUGUGAAAGAGGUGUCAGAGAGGUAUAAGUACCAUGAGAAGAGCAAGCUACCUCCUCAUAUAUUCGCUGUGGCAGACAGGGCCUACCAGUCCAUGCUGGGAAGGUUGGCCACAGGACCCCGAAACCAAUGCAUUGUUAUCAGUGGGGAGAGUGGAGCAGGGAAGACAGAGAGCACUAAGCUGCUGCUCAGACAGAUCAUGGAGCUGUGCAGAGCCAACUCUCAGCUGGAGCAACAGAUACUACAGGUGAAUCCUCUGCUGGAGGCCUUUGGCAAUGCACAGACUGUGAUGAAUGACAACAGCAGUCGCUUCGGGAAGUACAUUCAGCUGCGCUUCCACAACUCCUCAGUAAAAGGAGCUAAGAUCAACGAGUACCUCCUGGAGAAGUCUCGUGUGGUCCACCAGGAUGAGGGCGAAAGGAACUUCCAUAUCUUCUACUGCAUGCUGGCCGGCAUCUCCCCAGACGACAAAGACAUGUAUGGACUCCUGGAUCCCACGCAGUACAGGUAUCUAAAUGGGCGGUACGGCUCUGAGGACAUAGUGAGGAAAUGGGGGGAGAAGUACAGUGAGGUGUGUAACGCCAUGGACAUGGUGGGAUUUGAGGAACAGGAGAAGGUAGACAUGAUGACUAUCCUGGCAGGGAUCCUGUCUCUGGGAAACAUCAUGUUUGAGCCCACAGAGACCGACGCGCUCAGGGUCACUGGCAAGUCCAUGGGCUGGCUCAAAGCCACAGCCGGUCAGUUUGGGGUGCAGGAGGAGGAGUUGCUGAGGAGUCUGACCUGUACUCUGUCUGUGACGAGAGGAGAGGCCAUCCGCAGGCUGCACAACCAGCAGCAGGCCGAGGAUGCCAGGGACUCCAUUGCCAAAGUGGCUUAUGGGAGAGUAUUCGGCUGGAUUGUCAGGAAAGUUAAUGAACUGCUGGCUCCCAACGUUGACUUUGACGUUGAACUGAAUGAAAUAGGUAUCCUUGACAUUUUUGGGUUUGAGAAUUUUGCCGUGAACCGUUUCGAGCAGCUCUGCAUCAACCUGGCCAAUGAACAGCUGCAGUACUUCUUUAACCACCACAUCUUUCUGAUGGAGCAGAAUGAAUACAAGGAAGAGGGCAUCGAGUGGGAAACCAUCUCCUUCAAAGACAACAAGCCUAUCCUGGACCUGAUCCUUACUAAACCCAUUGGGAUCCUUUCUCUUUUGGACGAGCAGAGUGCCUUUCCUCAGGCAUCAGACAGAGACUUUGUGGACAAGUUGAACAGUAAAUUUAAAAGCAGUCCACACUAUGAGGUGGUACGGAGUCGCAGCCCCCUCUUCACUGUGGUUCACUAUGCUGGGAAGGUCCAGUAUAACGGAGGAGGCUUCCUAGAGAUGAACAGAGACACCAUCCCAGCCAGCAUCAGAGACCUCUUCAUCAACAGUGUCACCCCUCUACUCAGUGUCCUCUUCGCAGCCACUAUCUCCAGGACAGGGACCUUGAUGCCACGCAAAGCCAAGCUCAUGCAAAAGGCAGAUGACAACUUUAACUCAACUAGGAAACAGUCUGUGGGGGCCCAGUUUAAGCACUCUCUGGCUGUGCUGAUGGAGAAGAUGUUUGUGGCCAGUCCUCACUUUGUUCGCUGCAUCAAACCUAACGGCAACAAGCUUCCUGACCAGGUGGACAACAAAAGGGUCAUGGACCAGCUAAGAUACAACGGCCUGCUGGAAACCAUCAGGAUACGAAGAGAUGGCUUCUCCUGGCGACCGUCGUUCAAAGAAUUUGCUCAGAGAUAUAACAUUCUGCUGAUAAAGCCAGAUUUACCACUAACCAAGGAAAGCUGCAUGUCCAUCCUCAACACUACUGAGAUACAUGGCUGGAAGUGUGGCUCGUCUCGUCUGUUCUUUAAGUACUGGCACCAGGAGGAGUUGGCCAGGCUGUUGGAGAGACUGGGCAAGGCAGCACUUGUCAUCCAGAAAAACUACCGCUCUCUGCGCUACAGGAGGAAGUACCUGUCCCUACUGUUGGAGGUGCGCAGACAGAGGCAGGCCCAGAGAGAUGGGGAGGAGGAGGAAGCCAGGGAGGAAGAGAGGAGGAGGAAGCAGGAGCUGGAGGAGGAGAUGAGGCGACUGGACAUGGAGCAGGAGAACAAAAGGCCCGUCUCUCCACCCGUGCCCCUACCCAGGAGGAAGAAGCCUCAGCCCCGGCCUCGCUCCAUCCUGCCCACAGCUGCCCACCUGGCCCCUGUCCCCCGGCCCCGCAACAAACAGUUUGAGGCCACUCCCUUUGACAACCUGGAGGUGCACUGUGAGCUGGCUGAGCUGGUGGGCCAGGCGGGGGGAGAGGAGCGGGCCAGGGAGAGGAGCAAGAAGAGAAGAAACAACAUCCGCUGGUUCAAGGAGACGCAGGCCCGCAAGGUGGUCCGCAAUGGUGCCUUCCCCUGCUGGUUCCAUGGCAUGAUCACACGUAGACAAGCGGAGGAUCUGAUGACGGACAAGCCUGUAGGCUGCUUCCUGAUUCGUGUAGGACAGAGCCGGGAGGGCUACACACUAACAUACAAGGGGGCGAACCGCUGCAGGCACUACAUGAUCGAGAUGCAGUCCAACGGGAAGUAUGUGAUCCUGGGGGAGGAUAAAGCCCACCCCUCCCUGCCUGACCUGGUGCAGCACUACAGUCGGGUGGGCAUCAAGCCCUUCAACGAGCUGCUCACCACCUCCUGUGGACAGACAUGUGACCAGAACACAGACUACGAGGAUUUGAAGGGCCUGGAUCACCUGGCCUUGGCUGACUGCGGGAGCACCAAGUCUGGGGAGGAGGGUGAGUCGAGCCUGGAUCCGGCCCACCUGGAGCUCCAGCGGCUCUUCCUGCCACAGGGCCAGAACCCCGACCUGGAGGCCCAGAGUCCCCCAGUCCUCAGGCGGAUAUCUGACCGCAGACACCGGGCAGAGGCUGGAGGAGGAGGGGAGGCCCGGGGAGGGAGGCUCAGGGAUGGGGAGAGAGGAAGAGCGGGGGAAGAUGAGGAGGGCGAGCGGGACCACAAGAGCAGGCCCUUUCCCCGGUUGUAUCCUUCCAUCCGAUUGGCUAUGAGGGAGAUCCAGCAGAUCCAACAGCACUUUUCAGAUGGCCAGGAACAGAGCCCCACUGUCUCUCACAGUCCACCCAAACCCUUCUGGAGGAGGAAAGAGUCAUAACCCAUGUGAUGGAGGGAGUUCAUUCAAAGCUGCUAUUUGUUGUUUUUGCCCAUCUUAAUGAGUUUACUGGACCUUAUUCUGUCAAGAAUUAACCAGAUUUGAUAAACAAAUUGUAAGGAGAUACUUCCUUGUUUACUACUGUUUUAUUUUGUAUGUUUUAUUUUGUUAAUAUAAAUGUGUUUUAUGUUUCUGAAUGUAUUCUUAUUUUACAUGUGUAUUUAAAUGUAAAUUAUGCAGUGGGAAUUUUACAUUCACUGUUUUACU